AUGGCGGCCGCCGCCGUCGCGGGGUUUCGUGCCUCUUACCAUCGCUUCUUGGACCGGAUCGAGCUCAUGUUGCCAGCACGGCUGCGCCCUUUGUAUAACCACGCUGCAGGUCCCAAAACAGUGUUUUUCUGGGCACCUAUUAUGAAAUGGGGUUUGGUCUGCGCUGGAAUGGCUGAUAUGACUAGGCCAGCAGACAAACUCAGCACGUCGCAAUCUGCAGUGUUAACGGCUACAGGCCUCAUCUGGUCAAGAUAUUCCUUAGUUAUUAUUCCUAAAAACUGGGGUCUAUUUACUGUUAAUUUCUUCGUGGGUUGUGCUGGUGGCUCUCAGCUGUACCGUAUCUGGAGGUAUAACCAAGACCUAAAAGCCAAGGAGAAGGAAGAGAAGCAGCAAUAAAAAUGUAGUUCAUCUCUUCACAGUUCAGCUGUGAACUUUUUCCAGGGACCUAGUUGUAAUCUUGUGCAGUUGUCCACCGUGAAUUUUUAUUAAUGUUUGAGCAUGUUUUUCUAUAAACUAGAAAACAGUC
Molecule: messenger RNA, 526 nt
Organism: Euleptes europaea (tarantolino)
Lineage: Eukaryota; Metazoa; Chordata; Lepidosauria; Squamata; Sphaerodactylidae
Gene: MPC2
Product: mitochondrial pyruvate carrier 2
Exons: 5
Coding region: 1-396 (131 amino acids)
Biological process (GO): pyruvate import into mitochondria
Cellular component (GO): mitochondrial inner membrane
Molecular function (GO): pyruvate transmembrane transporter activity
Source: RefSeq, a predicted model, not a curated record